Molecule: messenger RNA, 634 nt
Organism: Exophiala oligosperma
Lineage: Eukaryota; Fungi; Ascomycota; Eurotiomycetes; Chaetothyriales; Herpotrichiellaceae
Exons: 1
Coding region: 26-634 (202 amino acids)
Source: RefSeq, a predicted model, not a curated record
UGACAACUCGGCAAUAACACUAAUCAUGGCGAUCAUCGAACUGGCCCACAUCAGCCUGAAAGACGGACUCACGGCUACCGACCCGACACUGAAGAAGAACCUCAAGGAAGUCAAGAGGGUGAUUGAAGAGUACAGCAGAUUGGUCACCUUGUUCUACACCCAGGUCGACGACCCCACGAGCAUGUUCGUCAUCGGUGCCUGGGAGACCAAGGACGCUCACCAACACGGCUUCAACGGGUCGCCUCAGCAAGGCCAAAUUUUGGGCCUGGUCAAAGAUCAGAUGGAUAUUGACUGGAUGCACUACAUGGACAUUGAACAGUCUCGGAUCCCUCUGGACGCGCCGGUGCUCAUGUUAAACAAGGCCGUCUUCAAGCGUGGUGUGCAUCACUUGGCCAUCGAUAACGAGUUUGCACAACGUACAUCUACCAUGGGCGGAGCGAGGCACGGCGCCGUGUCGACGUGGAACAUACCAAAAGACGACAAGGAACAUGCGGUUCGCGUUCAUUUUUCAGGCUGGGAUACGGCAGACGAAGCUGUAGAGAGCGUGGCGGGUGUCAUUGCGACCGGCAAGACUUUCGUACCUCACAUACUAGAGGCGAGAUUGUUCAUCACCGAGAGGACCGUUUUGGAUUGA